UUUCUUACUUCCUACAUGAUGAGAACAGAGGCCGAGUGCAUUGGCUACAGUGCUGCCUACCUGUGCAAGCUACGUGCGUAUCCUGAGAUUGUAAUAUGAAGAUGAAAUCAUCUCUUUUUUAACCUGGCAAAGAAGUGCGAAAAUGGAAUUGGCCAAUGACCAAAACCAGAAGAUGGAAACAUCAGUGAGCAACUACAACAUAAUUGACUUAAAAGACAUUUCAUUUGAUGCUGAAAUAAGUACAACUGGAAGCAGAAAUAAAGUGUACCGGGCAACCUGGCAAAAGUCGUCAAGAAAACAAAAAGUUGCUGCAAAAUGCUGCCAGCGCUUCCAUGAGGAAGAAGUGUUGAUUCUGGCAAGAAUGAACCAUGACAAUAUUAUCAAGUUCUUGGGAGUUGUGAAGCCCACUUCAGUACUGGAGAAUUACUUCAUCGUAACAGAAUAUGCGGAGGGAGGUUCUUUGUACGAUGUGAUUAGUCAACAUCGUGAAGACUGGCCAGAGUUUAGGCAGAGUCGUUGGAUGAGAUGGGCCCAGGAUGGGGCUAAGGCUCUACAGUACAUUCAUGAAAAGAAGUACCAACAUGGGGAUGUCAAGUCACCUAACUUUCUGGUUACCAGUGAUGAAACACUGAAGAUCUGUGACUUUGGCAUAUCCAGGCAGUGUGACUAUACCAUCAGCACAGUCACAAACAGGGGAUCCUCACCAUGGAUGGCGCCAGAAGCCUUUGGCGAUGUGAUGUAUGAUUCAUCUAGCACAAAAAAACCAUGCAAGGUCACAACAAAAUCAGAUGUUUAUUCCUUUGGUGUUGUGAUGUGGGAACUGAUUUCUGGUGAGGCCCCCUAUUCUAAUAAAAUGCCGAUGCAGAUUCUCACAGCUGUAGUUAUCAACAAAAAACGCUUGGAAAUUCCACAUGAUUGCCCAGAACACCAGCAAAUGAGUGAUCUUCUAAAUAAAUGCUGGCAAGCUGACUACACACAGAGACCAAGUAUCCAAGAAGUCCUUCAAAGCCUCAUUGACAUUGACAAUGGCUGCAAGAAAAUACUGGGGAAGAGAAGACAAGAUACGGAGGAAGAUGAUUCC
Messenger RNA from Acanthaster planci (crown-of-thorns starfish), 1081 nucleotides. RefSeq lists its product as uncharacterized. NCBI's taxonomy places the organism in Eukaryota, Metazoa, Echinodermata, Asteroidea, Valvatida, Acanthasteridae. Gene Ontology annotation, molecular function: ATP binding; protein serine/threonine kinase activity. Gene Ontology annotation, biological process: protein phosphorylation. The record is from RefSeq and is a predicted model, not a curated record.